UGUUUAACAGGAAGUAAAUCCAACUUUCCACACGUCACUCGAGAUCCGACCAACAAGUUCAACGAUCAACGACAGUGAAAUUUCGUUUAGUGAUAGUGCUGUGACUUAUUAGUGAAAAUGCAAAUUCCAAAUGAAUAUGUGUCCACCGCAGAAGAUGUGGCAGAUCAGGUUAUACGUAAAGGCAAGAAUGUGUUGCCAACAGUUGCACGACUAUGUCUCAUAUCCACAUUCCUGGAGGAUGGCCUCCGGAUGUGGUUCCAGUGGUCAGAGCAGCGGGACUACAUGGACAUCUCAUGGGGGUGCGGCAAGUUCCUUGCUACCAUGUUUGUUAUAGUAAAUUUAGUAGGUCAGCUGGGAGGCUGUGUGAUGGUGCUCGGCAGACUGAAGGUUGACAUCGCUUGCGGAAUAUUAUUCUUCAUCGUCGUAUUGCAGACUUUCGCAUACAGUAUACUAUGGGACAUGCAGUUCCUCCUUCGUAACUUGGCACUAAUCGGCGCGCUGCUGCUGGUGCUGGCGGAGGCGCGCGCGGAGGGCCGCAGCCUGUUCGCGGGCGUGCCCAGCCUCGGCGAGAACAAACCCAAGACGUACCUUCAGCUCGCUGGACGUAUACUGCUCGCGUUUAUGUUCAUAACACUGCUCAGGUUCGAGGUCUCCUUCUUGCAGAUAAUCCAAGACUUGCUGGGGAGCAUCCUUAUGAUCCUGGUGACAGUUGGCUACCGCACCAAGUUGUCUGCGCUGAUGCUAGUGCUUGUGCUGACCGUGCUCAACUUGUACCACAAUGCGUGGUGGGCAGUGCCCUCCUACAAGCCACUGAGAGACUUCCUCAAAUACGACUUCUUCCAGACAUUAUCAGUUAUCGGAGGUCUCCUGAUGAUAGUGUACCUGGGCCCCGGCGGUGUCAGUAUGGACGAGCACAAGAAAAAGUGGUAGUGGUCUCCGCAGGAGCUCAGUGCAAUGACUUUUGAUAUUAUAUAUAAGGUUGUUAUUUGGUGCCGUGGCUCUAACGAUGAUAAUUCUCUGGUGUUGUGUAAAUACGAGAAAUGUAGCAGUUUGUAUGGGUGCUUCAUACAUACAUACAAAUUUGAAGAAAUUUUAUAUAUCAAUUGCACCAUGUCUAAUGUAAGCACAAUUAUUUCUUUGGUUUGUAAAUUCUUCUUGUCUUAUGUGCAUACAUUUGUUUAUAGAUGACAAUUAUUAUUAAAUCUGGAUUUGCUAUGUGUAUACAUUGUUAAUAAUAUACAUGUAUCUAGUUGGACAAUUAAUUGUAAAUAAAAAACGAAAUGCAAAUGAUUUGUGUAAAUUUCAUUUUUCCCUUUACAAUUAAAUGAUCUCAAAAUUAAAUGCUUUCUAUACAUAAUACUGUUUAUUCCAAUGUAUACACAUAUCUGAUAAUCUAUAAUUUUUUUUAAAUUGACCGUAAAUGAAAUGUGGCACCCAUAAAAAUAUUUGAAUAUGUACCAGAAACUGACUGCAAUAGUAAAAAUCAAAUCUUAUAUCAUUUAAUAAUGUUUUGUCCUCGCUUAAUGUUUUUAUCAUGCUUAUUUACUGAUUCUGUAAUUACAAGUUUUGACAAUAUCUCCCUAACAAAUGACAAUUGGUGAUAAGUUCGGAAUAAACCAGCAAAUUCAAGACUGGUUGUGUAUAGUUUUGAUUUGAAUGACCUAAAAUCUAUUUAAUUAUUAAAAAGGUGUAUAUAUGUAUUGAAAAUUAAUAGGAUAUAAAUCAUUUUAACAUUCAGCAGUGAUAUACAGGAUUACAUUUUUAGGUAUAAGUGUAUCUGACAAGAAUAGUUUUAAAUUUUCUUUAUCUAGAUUCCUUAUGAUUCAUUCAUAUGGACAUUCCAAAACUAUAAAAGAUGGUAUAAGCUGUUCUGAUAACUGAUCAGUUUUCUUUACAGUCUUCAUAUCAAAUUAAAACUUGAAUAAUAUAGAAUAUCCAUAAGAGCCUCUGGCUGGUAGUGCUUUUCCAUUGUAAUAAUCUGAUUGCUUUUUAUAAAAUAAACUUUUAUAUUUAUUUCGAAAGACAAUAUUUUUAUAGUAUUUUUUUUUAUUAAAUAAACACCAUUUGGUCGUGACGAGUCAAAUUCCUAAACGAAAAUAAAUUUUUUAAAUCUA
This is a messenger RNA of Papilio polytes (common Mormon), 2114 nucleotides long. RefSeq names its product surfeit locus protein 4 homolog (gene Surf4). Gene Ontology annotation, cellular component: membrane; endoplasmic reticulum; endoplasmic reticulum-Golgi intermediate compartment. Gene Ontology annotation, biological process: Golgi organization. The transcript is spliced from 6 exons. Lineage: Eukaryota; Metazoa; Arthropoda; Insecta; Lepidoptera; Papilionidae. The record is from RefSeq and is a predicted model, not a curated record. The coding region runs from base 118 to 930 and encodes 270 amino acids.